This is a messenger RNA of Cucumis sativus (cucumber), 3839 nucleotides long. RefSeq names its product putative disease resistance protein RGA4. The transcript has 2 exons. Lineage: Eukaryota; Viridiplantae; Streptophyta; Magnoliopsida; Cucurbitales; Cucurbitaceae. Gene Ontology annotation, molecular function: ADP binding. Gene Ontology annotation, biological process: defense response to other organism. Bases 96 to 3452 code for a protein of 1118 amino acids. The record is from RefSeq and is a predicted model, not a curated record.
CUCAGCAUAAGCAUAGGCAAGCUUACAAUCAAGAAAUAUAUAUAUAUGUGGUGUAACUAGACAAAAUCAUAACUCUUCUUCCAAAAGCUUUCACCAUGGCUGAAGCUAUUCUCUUCAACCUUACUGCAGACAUCAUAUUCAAACUGGGUUCUUCAGCACUCCGACAGUUUGGAUCUCUACGGGGCGGUGUCAAGGAUGAUUUUGACAAACUCUGGCACUCUCUUUCUGCCAUUCAAGCUGUUCUUCACGACGCGGAGGAGAAGCAGUUCAAGGACCAUGCGGUCGAAGUUUGGGUUUCAAGGCUUAAGGAUGUUUUGUACGAGAUUGAUGACUUGAUCGACGAGUUCUCUUACCAAAUCUUGAGAAGGCAAGUUCUGCAAAGUAACAGAAAACAAGUACGUACCCUCUUCUCCAAAUUUAUAACUAAUUGGAAAAUAGGCCACAAAAUCAAGGAAAUCAGUCAGAGGCUACAAAAUAUUAAUGAAGAUAAAAUUCAAUUUAGCUUUUGUAAGCAUGUGAUAGAGAGAAGAGAUGAUGAUGAUGAAGGGUUGAGAAAGAGACGGGAGACUCACUCUUUUAUACUUGAAGAUGAAGUGAUUGGUAGGAAUGAUGACAAGGAAGCAGUCAUAGAUCUUCUGCUAAAUUCCAACACCAAAGAGGAUAUUGCAAUUGUUUCCAUUGUUGGAAUGCCAGGAUUUGGAAAAACUGCCCUUGCCCAAUUUAUUUAUAACCAUAAGAGGAUAAUGACUCAAUUUCAGUUGAAAAUAUGGGUGUGUGUUUCUGACGAAUUUGAUCUGAAAAUUACUAUCCAAAAGAUAAUAGAGUCUGCAACCGGGAAGAAGCCUAAAUCAUUACUUCAAAUGGAUCCAUUACAAUGUGAGCUUAGAAAGCAAAUUGAUGGAAAGAAAUAUUUGAUCGUCAUGGAUGAUGUGUGGAAUGAGAAAAAAGAGAAAUGGUUACAUCUGAAAAGAUUGUUGAUGGGCGGUGCAAAGGGUAGUAGGAUUUUGAUCACAACACGCAGUGAACAAGUUGCAAAAACUUUUGACUCUACUUUCGUUCAUCUAUUACAAAUUUUGGAUGCAUCCAAUUCUUGGUUAUUGUUUCAAAAGAUGAUUGGUUUAGAAGAACAUUCAAAUAAUCAAGAGAUCGAGCUUGAUCAAAAGAAUUCAAAUUUGAUCCAAAUCGGCAUGGAGAUUGUGUCAACGUUAAGAGGUGUUCCGCUUUUAAUAAGAACCAUUGGAGGACUUUUAAAAGAUAAUAAAUCAGAAAGAUUUUGGUUGUCUUUUAAGAAUAAGGAACUUUAUCAAGUUUUGGGACGAGGACAAGAUGCUCUGAAAGAAAUACAAUUGUUUCUUGAGCUUAGUUAUAAAUAUCUCCCAUCGUCUAACUUGAAACAAUGUUUCCUAUAUUGUGCUUUGUUCCCCAAAGAUUAUCGAAUUAAAAAGGAUGAACUUAUAUUACUAUGGAGAGCACAAGGUUUCAUUCAACAAAAUGGCAACAACGACGACAAUAGUUCCCUCGUUGAUAUUGGUGAAGAUUAUUUCAUGGAGUUAUUAUCAAGGUCGUUUUUUCAAGAGGUUGAAAAAAAUGAUUUUGGAGAUAUAAUAACAUGUAAGAUGCAUGAUUUGAUGCACGAUCUUGCUUGUUCGAUAACAAAUAAUGAAUGUGUGCGUGGACUGAAGGGAAAUGUCAUCGACAAAAGAACUCAUCACCUUUCUUUUGAAAAAGUUAGUCAUGAAGAUCAACUUAUGGGAUCAUUAUCUAAGGCAACUCAUUUGAGGACACUUUUUAUUCAAGAUGUUUGUUCACGAUGUAACUUGGAAGAAACCUUCCACAAUAUUUUCCAAUUGCGAACAUUGCACUUAAAUUUGUAUAGUCCAACCAAAUUUGCAAAGACUUGGAAGUUUAUUAGUAAGUUGAAACAUUUGAGAUAUUUGCAUCUUAAAAAUUCGUUUUGUGUUACAUAUCUUCCAGAUUCCAUUUUAGAGUUGUAUAAUUUAGAAACAUUUAUCUUUCAAAGCUCUUUGUUAAAAAAGUUGCCUAGUAAUGUAGGAAACUUGAUCAACCUUAAGCAUUUGGAUCUUUCUUCUCAUUUAAAUUUAGAAUUCCUUCCCGAUUCUAUUACAAAAUUGUAUAAGUUGGAAGCACUUAUACUUCACGGUUGUUCCAAUUUAAAAGAAUUGCCCAAAUAUACUAAAAGGUUGAUCAACCUUAAGAGUCUUGUUUUGUACGGAUGUUCGGCUCUCACUCAUAUGCCAAAAGGAUUAAGUGAGAUGACUAAUCUUCAAACAUUGACUACAUUUGUAUUGGGAAAGAAUAUUGGUGGUGAGUUAAAGGAGUUGGAAGGACUUACUAAAUUAAGGGGAGGAUUAAGCAUUAAACAUUUGGAAUCUUGUACCAGCAUUGUUGAUCAACAAAUGAAGAGUAAGUUGUUGCAACUAAAGUCUGGUCUUCAAAAGUUGGAGUUACAAUGGAAGAAACCGAAAAUUGGUGAUGAUCAGUUGGAGGAUGUGAUGUACGAAAGUGUUUUAGAUUGCUUACAACCACAUUCAAAUCUUAAAGAGAUACGUAUUGAUGGAUAUGGUGGAGUAAAUUUAUGUAAUUGGGUAUCCUCUAAUAAGUCCCUUGGUUGUCUUGUCACUAUAUAUCUUUAUCGUUGUAAAAGAUUACGACAUCUCUUCAGAUUAGAUCAAUUUCCUAAUCUCAAGUAUCUUACGCUUCAAAACUUACCCAACAUCGAGUACAUGAUUGUAGACAAUGAUGAUUCAGUUUCUUCAUCAACAAUUUUUCCAUGCCUAAAGAAAUUUACUAUUUCAAAAAUGCCUAAGUUGGUGAGCUGGUGCAAGGAUUCAACCUCAACCAAAUCUCCUACAGUAAUAUUUCCUCACCUUUCUAGUUUAAUGAUUCGCGGUCCUUGCCGACUACAUAUGUUGAAGUAUUGGCAUGCACCUAAGUUGAAACUCUUGCAAAUUAGUGAUUCAGAGGAUGAGUUGAAUGUUGUACCAUUGAAAAUUUAUGAAAACCUCACCUCUCUAUUUCUUCACAAUUUGAGUAGAGUGGAGUACUUGCCCGAGUGUUGGCAACAUUAUAUGACAUCUCUACAACUUCUUUAUUUAAGCAAAUGUGAAAAUUUAAAGAGCUUACCGGGAUGGAUUGGCAACCUCACCUCACUCACAGGAUUGAAAAUUUCAACAUGUGACAAGUUAACUAUGCUACCUGAAGAAAUUGACAAUCUUACCUCACUUACAAAUUUGGAUAUUUCUUAUUGCAAAAACUUAGCUUUUCUACCAGAAGGGAUUCAACACAUCCAUAAUUUACGAUCGAUAGCAGUUAUUGGUUGUCCUAUAUUAGAAGAAUGGUGCAAGAAAAACAGACGAGAAGAUUGGCCUAAGAUCGAGUACUAUAUUUCCAGACUUAGUCAUUUAAUCAAGAAUUCAUUCAUUACUUCAUGAUUCAGGGGGAACAAAGAAAAAGAGAUUUAUGAAGGUUCUUGGUCAUCAACAUUUGGGAGAAACAAUAGAAUUUUCAGCAACAAAUCUCGCUUUGUAGUUUGGGAGAAUAUUUGUAGCCUCACAAGUUCUUGGUCAUCUAGAAACAAGAUUUUUUCUGAUCAUUUCCGCUCUGUAAUUGCUCUAAACUGUAGUGCAUGAUUUUACUUGAUUUAUUUCUCGCUGCUAUAUACUAUGAACUUAUCUCUAGUCCUCUUUUGAUCAUCUUGUAUCAUGUGCUUUUCAAUGAAUGAAUAUAUUUGAUAGGGAAUGAUAGGGUACUAAAAGGGUGUCCACCUAGUGGGGAUGCUUAAGUGCACCUAAUGAUCCAAGUCGUAUCAUUUCUAAAAA